AUGUCAGCUCAAACAACAUAUCCAAAGAGAAGUUUGGAAGUAGUUCCAUUUAGUUAUCAACUUGAAUUUAUUGAUAAAGUUGUUUCAAACCCAAUAAAAUCUCAGCAUCAAUCUUUCAACAGAUAUCAUAACAAUAACAACCAUCAUCACCAGCAUCCUCAUCCACAUCUGCAUCUGCAUCAGAAUCAGAAUCAUAAUCAGCAUCAACAGUAUCAACAAUACUUGCAACAGCAACAACAAAACAAAUAUACUUUAGCAGCUGUGGCAGCUGCUGCUGCAUUGCAACAGCAACAACAACAAACAUUCUUGUUACAACAACAAGCUCAACAAGCCGCAUUGGCUCAAAAGAAACAACAGCAGCAACAGCAGCAACAACAACAACAACAACAACAGCAACAACAACAGCAAACACAGAAUCAACAUCAACAUUCGCAACUGUUUGUUAAUUAUACUUCUCAAUCUCCUCAAGUUUUUGCUCUGCCUACACCUCCGCAAGUUUUUGGUGAUGUUCCAACAGAUAAAUCCAUGGCCAAUUCUUCAAUGUUUAGCACUCUGAGCCAACCAUUAAAUGGUGGUAAUAUUGAUUUGAAAACAAGCUUUAUGAUGUUUAAUAAUAGUACCAAUUCGAUUCCUUCACCAACCAACAGUCAUUAUGGUGGUGGUGGUGGUAGUGGUAGUGGUAAACAAACUUCAACUUCAUCUCAAUCUUCUGCAGCCACUGGUUUCACUACAAAAUUAUUUGAUAAUUCCGUGGGUUCAAAUAGUAAUUCACCUAUUUUAUUACCACCAAAUGCCAAUAGAAAUCCAUCACCUCCAAAUUUGUUUUUAUCUACCAAUAAUAAUAAAAUUAACAAUAAUGGAUCACCAUUGAUGGGUGCUUCUAUGACUCCAACAAGUACAAGUUUUUUAAAUAAUUCACCAUCUUUGGUAACAACUGGUCCUAUUUCUUCAAAUACAUGGAAUAUUGGUGUAUCGACACCUACUAGUGGUUCAAUUUGGGGGAAUAAAUCUUCUGGAACUUCAACAACUUUGACUGCUACACCAAUUGCAAAAACUAGUAGUAAUAUCAUGUCUAGUUUUAAUGGUUCAAACUUGUGGUAG
Messenger RNA from Candida dubliniensis CD36, 1101 nucleotides. RefSeq lists its product as uncharacterized. Bases 1 to 1101 code for a protein of 366 amino acids. NCBI's taxonomy places the organism in Eukaryota, Fungi, Ascomycota, Pichiomycetes, Serinales, Debaryomycetaceae. The record is from RefSeq and is a predicted model, not a curated record. The transcript has a single exon.